Lineus longissimus is the source of this 3078-nucleotide messenger RNA. Its product is annotated as stabilizer of axonemal microtubules 4-like. Gene Ontology annotation, molecular function: phosphatase binding. Bases 162 to 1433 code for a protein of 423 amino acids. NCBI's taxonomy places the organism in Eukaryota, Metazoa, Nemertea, Pilidiophora, Heteronemertea, Lineidae. The transcript is spliced from 11 exons. The record is from RefSeq and is a predicted model, not a curated record.
UGUCAUCAGAUAAUGCGUAGUCGGUCUGGUUGCCACGGACGACGUGUAAAUCUUCGAAGGCAGGCAGGUCAUCCCUCGAUCAAAUAUUUGCUACAGAUCAAAGAAGACCACACAGAUUAUAUUCUACAUAUUGGAUUUUUGUUGGGUAAAGGGCUGCCAAAAUGGGGAAACUUCCGUAUGGACCACCCAAUCGCCAUGUCCAGAAAAGCAAUGGAGCGGACACAAACAUUAUGAAAUUCUAUUGUACACAAAAUAGCACAACAUACGGAAGUAAUUGGCCUAAGUUUCAGCCCAGAAGUGCUCGUCAUGUUGGAACAGGAUAUCUAGCCAAUUUCCGUCCUGGCGUAUAUUACAGUGAGCGAUUGGAUCAGUUGGAUAAUCCUGUAAUGGGGAAAAUUGUUGGUAGUAACUACAUGACUGUAACUCAAAGAGAUUUCCGCCCUUCUGUUGGAUCAAAUGGUACUGAUCCACUGCCGUGCAGUGUUCAUCAAGUAGGGAGUGGGUUUGUUCGUGAGAAGCCCAUAACAAAUCCGUCUUCAAAGGAGGGACCAGCAUCUAUGACCACAGAGACGGCUACGAAGUUUAGAGGUUUCCCUAGUGAACGAAACUGUUUAUCAGCAGGGCCAAGUCUUCACAUGGACAUUUCGAGAAAAACUGUUGGUCCAAACGAAAACACCGGAUUUACACAUGCUAAUGAUGAGCCAGUGACGUUCCAGCCUGGGCAACCACACAAGGGUGAUAUACCUGGCUAUUUGACACGCCGACCCACUGGCAGGAGCAUAAUGAAAACUGACUUUCAAAGAUAUGGCUAUCCCCUUGGAAAUGAACCUCUGCCAUGUAUUGCUGACCCCUCUGAACAUAAUACUGGUUUUACUCGAGGUACUAAUGCUGAGCCCAUCUAUGUAACGCGAAAACCCUACGAUAAAGCUGAUCAGAUACCUGGUGACCGCCUGAGCAAGAUGAAGAAGACAGAUCCUGCUGAAUACAUGAACGCCACCAAUCCCAACAAUCAUUCGAGUGUGGCAAAGAACUACUUCAAAGGUCAACAAAGACCAGAUGGAUCUGAGGCUGAUCGGCUGGCACGAACAAGUGUGGGGACAAAAGAACCUUCUGGUUAUUGUGAAAAUAAUGACAUAUUCGUCCAGACUAGUGACAACCCGAAUCGAUUCAUCACUCAUUAUCAUACAAGGUUUUAUGACAAGACACCCUUUAGUACUGAUCGGGAAGGCCACUGCCGAGGUGACGUACAGAAUCAACUCCCUGAUGGUUUCACUAAGAGUACUUAUGUCCACUCUUACGGGCCAGAGGUCAAUCCAACCGGAACUCUCAGAAAACUCGAGUCCUAUGUAGCGAGGAGUGUGAAAGCGAGGGAUCCAUUUUAUGAUGAUCAUACCCAUGACAAGAAAGUCAGAUUUGAAGUUGCUGCCAGUUAGACACAAGACUGUGUCGUCCUUGUGAUAUGAUGAGUUGCCAUGCUAUCUCAAGAAACCCAUUAUCUGCUGGGAUUUCAAAAUAUAUAUGUCUCUUGUCUGUGAAAGUGUUUGACAUGUUCUUAUGUUCACGAUUCUGAAAUACCUUGGCAGUGUAACAUUGUUUGCAAUCUGAAAAUGUAUUGGACAUUUUUUGAUUGGUGUGUGAUCAUGUUUUGCUUCAUGAACUACAAGUCCAUCUGCAAAGAAGCUACCAAGAGAAAACAUUCCACAAUGCACAUUGUACAUGCAGAUGUAUACUUCUUUCCUUCAUAGACUUCUUUUUUUUAAAGCGAGUAUAGAAUCUGUCCAAAUCUUGCACAGUUGUACAGAGUAUUUGGUUAUUGCGCAAGUCCAGGACAGUUGUACUGGGUUAUGGUACAAAUCCUGCUCAGUUGAACAGGGCAGCGACCUUGUACAAAUCCUGCUCAGUUGAACAGGGCAGCGACCUUGUACAAAUCCUGCUCAGUUGAACAGGGCAGCGACCUUGUACAAAUCCUGCUCAGUUGAACAGGGCAGCGACCUUGUACAAAUCCUGCUCAGUUGAACAGGGCAGCGACCUUGUACAAAUCCUGCUCAAUUGCACAGGGUAAUUGUGCUCACUUGCACAGUUGUACAAAUUCUGUACAAUUGUAGUGUAUAGCCAUCACCUUGUUUUGUUAGGAGACAUUUGAGAACACCCUGCUGUAUAUUGGCAUUUAAUAUUGCUUGAAUAAAUUUUUGAUUCAAGAAGAUAUUGCUGUGAUUAAUUUAUUACUAGCUUUAAGGUGAUUGUAAAGUUUACUGAUUGUUUAACCUGGAUUGUAUUGUAUAUUACACUUUGCUCACUCAUUUGCAACAUUAAAGGAAAGGCUUUGUAAAAAUUGUUGAAAUGACGUGUUCUCUCCUUACCUUGUGUCUGUGAUAAUCUGGGUCUCAAAUCCUGCUGCUAUUGCUAGAUUUUUUGUAUUCCAUUAAUGUCAACAAGUGUGUCAAUUCUUUAGGCCUACUCAAGUCAAAGAGUAUGAACAUCUGUUCAAAAUACACAAGCUUAUCAUCAAACAGAGCAAAGUAUCACAAGUAAUCCAGAAUACCUGCUGACUGUAAAUUCCUGAUUUGUGCUAUUUGUGCUAUAGCUUUAAGUCUUAGAAUCUUAUCUUAUGAUGUAUUCUUGUUAUUCCAUUGAAUACAGCUCUACGGCAGCAUGUAGUACGUACAAGUAUCCAUCCAAGUUAAAUAGGAAGUUUUUCUCCAUGUUUCCCAUUCGUGUUUCUCCAUAUUUCCAUUUAACUUCCAAAAUUCGAUUUCGUCACCUAUUCAUCUACUGUACAUGUCAAGUUUUAAUUACAACUCUCAAACAGUAUAAUCCGUCCAACACACUGUCUUCUGCUGAACUCAAUUUUAGAGUCUGUUGUCUUUAUUAUACUGCAACCAAACUGUGAUAAGCCUCAAAUGAAUUUUCCAUAUUCACAAGGGCACAAAACCUUGUAUUUACAAGGUUAAUAAAACCUUUAUUGAUUUUGUUUACUUUUGAUGUAGCUGGUAUUGUAUAUUUGUGGUAUAUGUAUAUAUAACUGUAAAAAAAUAUUCUAGUAGAAUCAUGUAAAGGUUGAAAAUAAAUUCCAAUUGA